AGUUCAUUCGUUUCUGAGUAAAGCUCGAAAUUUAGCCAUUUUUGUUUGCCUGAGGGCCCUUAAAAAUGGAGUCUUUGUAAAAUUUGAACCACGAAAUCACUCGUCCCUUCGCUCAGUCUCAAAAAUUUCCUUCAAAUCAUGGCUACAUUACACAUUUUCAGGUCUGCAUUAUGGUUUCAGUACCUGAUUUUUCAUCUUCUAACCCUAUAUCCCAUUUCUGGUUACUCAUUUGUUACCCUAAUCACCAGCAACCCCAAAUUCGAUCCCCAAAUUGUUCUCCUCGGCGACGCCAGGAUAUCCGAUGAUGGUUCUCGUGUGCAACUCACGAACCCUCGUGCCUCAAGCUCUGGUCUUCUCUUGUGCAAGGAUCCCUUUAAAUUUCUCGGUUCCAGUCCCAGCAAAAUGUCGUCGUUUUCCACGGAGUUUGAGUUCACAUUUACUGGUAAUGGGGAUAAUCUUUCUCUUGUUAUGGGUCCCUAUAAUUUUGCAUCAAAAUUUCUGGGUCAAGAUCCAUAUGAGUUUUCAAGAGAGAAAGGGUUUCUGGGUAUCGAAUUUGGCUUUUCAAUGGAUGGCAAUGUAGGUGAAUCUAACACUACUCUUGUAUCUGUAAGUGUUAAUAAUGAAAUGUCCAUGCAUUUGGGGACAAAUAGUGGAGAGAAACUGAAGUCUUGGAUUGACUAUGAUCCGAGUUCCAAAAGAUUAGAGAUUAGGUUAAGUAAAUUUAGUGAUAAAAGGCCAUAUAAUCCCAUUAUUGCAUAUUCGAUUGAUCUGUCAAAAACAUGGGAAGUUAAUGACGUUUAUGUGGCCCUAGGCUCAAGAAAUGGAGGCAACUCCUCAGAGACAUAUUAUGUGUAUUCGUGGAGGUUUAGGUUGAGGAAAUUUCCUAAUUGGAUGCAUUCCUUACCAGUUGAUCCUCAUGGUUCUGUGGAUAAUGGUAAUCAAAGUUUAAGAGUGCAUAGUAGGAGAUUUUGUCCUUUUACUUUUCUUGCUGGGAUGAUUUUCGUGACUGGAUGUGGAGCAUUACUGGCAUUUAUGGUGCUAUUUAUGUGGGCAAUCUUUGUCAACAGGCGCACUGUGUUUCCAAUUGAAGGUGAUGUGCAGCCGGUGGAUUUCAGUUAUAAAAAGGUCAGUGUACUUGUAGAGAAAGAUGGGAAAGUGGUUAAGAAUUAGAACAUCCAGUAUAUGAACUUUUGCUGUGAAUUUAUUUGGCAUUAGUGUUUGUAGUAGAUGAAGCUCUGUUAUGAACUAUGAAGUACUUUGUUGUUUUUUUCCUUAUCCUUAUUGUACUAACUGAUCUAAUGAAACAUACAGUUUCUUGUGUGCA
This is a messenger RNA of Hevea brasiliensis (rubber tree), 1324 nucleotides long. Its product is annotated as L-type lectin-domain containing receptor kinase S.4. Gene Ontology annotation, molecular function: carbohydrate binding. Lineage: Eukaryota; Viridiplantae; Streptophyta; Magnoliopsida; Malpighiales; Euphorbiaceae. The record is from RefSeq and is a predicted model, not a curated record. The coding region runs from base 139 to 1170 and encodes 343 amino acids. The transcript has a single exon.